AAAUUAAAAAAAAAGAUGAGUUGGUGCACCGGAUUCCAGCUGUUCCCUCUUCUCCUCGUCCUCUCCACCUCUGCCUUCGUUCGCCAUGCUCUCGGUCCGCGCCCCGCUCGCCACCAUCGCUGACCAGCAGCAGCUGCACUUGUCGCCCCUGAAGCGACUCAGUCUGGCUGACAAGGAGAACACGCCCCCAACCCUCAGCAGCGCCCGCGUCCUGGCUAGCAAGGCUGCAAGGAGAAUCUUCCAGGACUCUGCCGAGCUGGAAAGUAAAGCACCCACUAAACCCAGCAUUGAGGAAGAGCCGUUACUGAGAGAAAAUCCCCGCCGUUUCGUUGUCUUUCCCAUCGAAUACCAUGAUAUCUGGCAGAUGUACAAGAAAGCUGAGGCCUCCUUUUGGACUGCCGAGGAGGUGGACCUUUCCAAGGAUAUUCAGCACUGGGAAGCUCUGAAACCAGAUGAGAGACAUUUUAUAUCUCAUGUUCUGGCCUUCUUUGCGGCGAGUGAUGGCAUAGUCAAUGAGAACUUGGUGGAGCGAUUUAGCCAAGAAGUUCAAGUCACAGAGGCCCGCUGUUUCUAUGGCUUCCAAAUUGCCAUGGAGAACAUACACUCCGAAAUGUACAGUCUCCUUAUUGACACUUACAUUAAAGAUUCCAAAGAAAGAGAAUAUCUCUUCAACGCCAUUGAGACAAUGCCUUGUGUGAAGAAGAAGGCUGACUGGGCCUUGCGUUGGAUUGGGGACAAAGAGGCUACGUAUGGAGAACGAGUUGUGGCCUUCGCUGCGGUAGAAGGAAUCUUCUUUUCUGGUUCUUUUGCAUCAAUAUUCUGGCUCAAGAAACGGGGACUGAUGCCGGGCCUUACAUUUUCCAAUGAACUUAUUAGCAGAGAUGAGGGUCUGCACUGUGACUUUGCCUGCCUGAUGUUCAAGCACCUGGUACACAAGCCCUCGGAGCAGAGAGUAAAAGAAAUAAUUACCAACGCGGUCAGGAUAGAGCAGGAGUUCCUCACAGAGGCCCUGCCUGUGAAGCUCAUCGGGAUGAAUUGCACCUUGAUGAAGCAGUACAUCGAGUUUGUGGCCGACAGGCUUAUGCUGGAGCUGGGUUUUAACAAGAUUUUCAAAGUAGAAAAUCCAUUUGACUUCAUGGAGAAUAUUUCACUAGAAGGAAAAACAAACUUCUUUGAGAAGCGAGUAGGCGAGUACCAGAGGAUGGGAGUAAUGUCAAAUUCGACAGAAAAUUCUUUCACCUUGGAUGCUGACUUCUAAGCAACCGAUCCGUGUGCUCUUUGCUGAUUAUUCUCCCCUUGUCAUUAAAAGAAAUCAGCAAAACCAAACAACUGGCUACACCACGAAUUGUCGUUAAAUUUGCUAACUGGUGUCUAAAAGCCGUGUAGCUACCUCGGUCCUGCUUGCUAGGUUUGCCACUAGAAGGAAGCAUACUUAAAACAAUGGCUACUUGGAUCCUCAGGGAGAUCCUGUCUGCAAGUCGCGUGGUCACCCUUAGCUUCAUCAAAGCACUAACAGCUCACCCGGCCAGGCUUCAUGAGCACUGACCCUCAAGCAAGCAGGUUUAUUAAACAUUUAGAUGCCAACCUCACUUACUGUUUCCUGCAGUCAUGGAGAGUUUACUUAACAAGUUUGUAAAUAAUAAAACUGGCACUUUGCACACAGACUUGGUACUAUCCUAGGGGAAGGCCUGCUUUAUUUGGUUUCUAGACCGAGUAGGAAGUGAUCCAUUUACCACUGAGGGCAGCCCCAUUCAGAGUCUUAAGUGACUAAGCCAGUGUUGAACAAGCAAUUUCCAGGCUUUGUUCUUCAGGGAACUUCCCAUCAGCUUUGAAGUCGGUCCUGUGCACCCUAGGCACAUGGAUCAGUUCACAAGUGGGGUUCAGUGGAGAGAACUUCCCCCUCAGAAGUCACUUGAAA
Molecule: messenger RNA, 1918 nt
Organism: Rattus norvegicus (Norway rat)
Lineage: Eukaryota; Metazoa; Chordata; Mammalia; Rodentia; Muridae
Source: RefSeq, a predicted model, not a curated record